Diabrotica balteata is the source of this 327-nucleotide messenger RNA. NCBI's taxonomy places the organism in Eukaryota, Metazoa, Arthropoda, Insecta, Coleoptera, Chrysomelidae. The record is from the annotation of a GenBank genome assembly.
AUGAGGUGGUGCGUAGUGUUCCUUUUGGGAGUUUUCGCGGUGGUGGAUGCGUGCGGGCCCGGCCGCGGAGUGGGACGUCGACGGGGCUCCAGGAAGCUCACCCCUUUGGUCUUCAAACAACACGUUCCGAAUGUGCCGGAAAGUACGCUAACGGCCAGCGGUGUUCCCGAGGGAAGGAUUGACAGAAACGAUACGAGGUUCAAUGAUUUAGUGCCCAACUACAACGACGACAUCAUCUUCAAGGAUGAGGAGGGAACGGGAGCCGAUCGGUUAAUGACCCAGAAUACUUAUUGGUCCCUAAAAUUGACUAACGACAAAUUUGUUUAG